Orbicella faveolata is the source of this 3830-nucleotide messenger RNA. RefSeq lists its product as uncharacterized. Lineage: Eukaryota; Metazoa; Cnidaria; Anthozoa; Scleractinia; Merulinidae. The record is from RefSeq and is a predicted model, not a curated record.
AACAUGUCCGUGGCGAUUAUAGGAGGCGAGAGUUUCUGAAGGUCAGUUAAAAGUGUAAAACCAGGUGUUGUCUGCCUGGAUAGAAAUCCUGUAGAGUUUUGAUGCUGGUAUAUUCUAUUUAGCACUGUAUCGUAUUUACCUGCAAGUUUUAUUCAGUAGUUCUAUUAAUUUCUGAACAAUAAAUGCGGUUAUGGGGUUAUUUAGUUAUUGACGUCUAAUUCAGCAUGAUCAAAGAACGUCAUUUUACUGAAGAAUAAACCCUUCUGGAAUUCCCAACCGCUACGUUAAGGGCGGAACAGGGAUGCUCUCCGGGAAAAUUUGAAUUACUCUCCUAAAGGAGAGCAACAUGAAGAUUCAAAAUUCAUUUGGUCCUUAAAAGAGCUCAUUCUAAAACUGAGAGAUGAAUGUGAACUUACUUGUCUCUUAUGACAUCUAAUUAUAUAACAAAAAAAACUUUACGUUUGAAAGGCUUUUAGUUACGAAAAACUGCGCAAAAAUGAUACUAUUUUCCAUUACUAUACUUGUGAGUUUUUUAAUGUCAAAAAUUCAGCCGUGUGGCCUUUAUCCUCAAUAGCCGCCAUAAUUGUUUUCCAGUUGUCAAACAUGCGAAGUAAUCACGAGAUUUCUGAGGGAGCAUAACCGUGACUUCAGUAAUAAAUAAUAAAAUAAAUAGAUCUCUAUUAUCUGACGCUCGAGCACAAUUUUGGAAUAUACUGGAAAAUAGGGUAAUACGAUUUACGGAGAGUAUUUUUCUUCCAAUUGUUGCCUCCUCGCAGACCACUUGGCUAAUUUGCAUUAUAAUUUUGAAACCAAUAUGCCCGCCAACACGGCUGCUAUCGUGAAUAAGAUCUAUUGGAAUAUUUGUAUCCAACCAUGAUCAGCCUGGCUUGUAACACACUGAAAAGAUCCUCAUCAUACAAACUGAAUACGCCAGUCCCAAAGCAGCACGAUUGUUUUCUUGCUCUUUCCUUUAACCGCUUUCCAUCUUCAGUAAUUGAUAACUUCUGACCAAAGUCUCGCUAUGUAAUCAUCGAUUCAAUAACUGAACGUUAUUGCCUUUCAUGGAAGUCAUCAGGAAAUAGUCGCAUUUGGAUAUAACAUGAUGUUCAAAAUGACAACGAAAUACCAACCCAAGGAUUGUUUCAGAAAUUUACGUUAUAAUACGAGCGAAUGUUUUUUUUCUGUCAAAUGUCUUGAUCCAAUAAGGGCCAUCAAUAUGAUAAAUGUUUUCCUUUCACCAGACACCUGGUACCCGUGAUAUGAUUGUUUUGAAUCACUUCGCACAACAAGUCUUUGCUGUCACAUUCUAUCAUUACCUAUUCAAAGCAGUUACCUCAGAGAUUUUUGAUGUGCGAGAGGUAAAAGUGCAGUACUUCUGGCUUUGGAGAUUGAAUUUUCGUGAAAUCAAACUCUCGAGUGCACGAAAUAAAGCGAAUAAUGGAAGGACGUUUGCUCGUACCACUGGUGGUCUGCUUAUCACUGGGGGUGAUUUCCAUGGCAGGUACGUAGGGUAUCUUUUGUCAUGGCUUAUUUAUUUUUUGGUUUGUGUAGUAAAUUGAUCAGCGAACCAUGCAUUUCAAACGAAAGUAAAUUUACCUUCUUUUAUAAGUGAAACUACCUUUAUGAUUUACACCCCGGAUCGGCAACUGACCAGCAAUUAUCAAAAUAAAUGUUAGCAUUAUUGUGGUGCAUUGCGAUACCGUUCAGAAAAAACGACGCCCAGUACUGGGGCAUCUAAUAUUGCCGAUGUUACAAUUUGAAAUUCCACCCAUUCAGUUAUAUCUAACAGAAUAAUUCGCCAAAUCCAUCAACGUGUGCAUUUGGCUUUUGGCAGUAAUGCCAAAAUCAGUGAUUAAUGGUGACCGCUAACAUAUACGGCACCUGCUACUGUUCAUGUACACUGCAGUGAUUUUAAAGUGAGAAGAAUUUAUGGAUGCAUUCUAAAGGAUCCUUAAAGCAAAUGAAUCGAUGAACGCGCAUGGCUGGUAAUGAAUUUGAAGGUUCGUUUCUUUUCUUCGAACUCCGCCCUAACGGAGGCAGAAACAAUGACUUAUCGAUUAAAAUAACUCUUUAACUUGAGAAUAUACUGCACAUUUUAAAUUGCGCCCCUUUUCAAGUUGGGUGUGGGUAUCGGAGUUAUGGAGGCCUCAUAGCUUUACAGUCUGAGGUGGUCCAUUCUCUCUGUAUUGAAAGAUUAUAAGCGGAAGCAUGACAAUGCCACAUCUCGUUUUGUCUCAGAUCCACAGGCACAAUACAAGCUUCGCAGUCCACUUCAGUUUAAUGCACAAGCUCGCAACUUUGUCCCAAAUCGAUUUAGUCCUAAGAAAGCUCCACGGUACCCACCGGUUCCACCAGGCGCAGGAGGCCAGCUUCCAGGAGACAGCCGAAACUUUAUCCCAAACAGAUUCGACAUUCCAGCAAGUAAGUUACUAUAGCAACGCGGUCAAAUUAGGUAAACUUACGUCUGUCCUUCUAUGCUAUCCCCAUGUACCUGAUUUCUUUCAUCUUUGUCUUGCAGGUAUUAUUGAUAAAAAGCCAGGAUCUGUAGGAUGUGUUGGUGUUUCUCCCUGUGGACUGGCUACACCAUAUUCCCCACCAGCUCUCCCCAUUCCUCCUCCCGCCCCAGCAGCUUACGGUGGAUUUCCUCCAGCACCAGUUCCUUACGGUCCUCAGGGAUACCCUCAACCACCCCUAAUGGGGACCGAUGGCUUUGGUAUGCACUCUAUAAACUCCCUGGCUCAGAGUGCCGCAGAAGCAAAAGCUAAACUUCUUGCUGGAAUACAUCCUCCAAAAAAAUUUGUUCCGCAUAUUCCCCCGAUGGGAAGACUACAGCCGGGCAAGCCUCCUUACAAUCCGCCUCCACCUCUCCCUAAGCCACAAGCAGCAGGGUAUGCCCAAGCAGGACAACUGCCUUACCAACAGCCAUUCGGCUAUGGUCCACAAGGAAUGGUCCCUCCUCAAACGCCUGGCUUCCCCCCUCACCCACAAGGAAUGGUCCCUCAUCAAACGCCUGGCUUUGCCCCUCAACCAGCUGCCGGAAUACCCCAGCCAGGAGUGCCUCUAAUGCAAGCGGAUUUUGCUGAUCCCCAAGCUUUUACAGCACCGGAACCGUUGCCUCAGCAACAGACCGAUUUCCUCCCUCAGCAGCCAUCGCCCUUGGGACCUCAACAGCAGGAUGUACCUCAGACCAUCAACAGUAAUGCCCCUCAACCCCCCUUUCCACCAGAGAUGAAUCAAGCACCUGCUUAUAAUGACCCAGGCCAACCAAUGGCACCCGACGGUUCAUUUGAUUUGGCAAAGAAGAGGAUGAUGGCCUUGAAAUUCAAGGCUCAAGCAAAGAAAUUUGGAGUUCCAAGACCAGUACUAAAAUCAAGACUGAUGCCCAAGCCUCUGUUCAAAAGACAUGUCUAAUUUAAUUCCAUAAGAACGCAGAACACUCUUUGCCUGAGUAUUGCACCUUUAAGUUAUUAGAAGCAAAUUUUGUAAAUCGGGAAAAAAAAAACUCUGUCCGUUAAAUAUUUUCUACACUAAUACUAAUUGUAGAACACUGUUCAACUAAUUAAAUUGGCACAUAAAGCAUUGAAGUUUUCUCAAAAUACUUACAUAGUCCGACAACAAGUCAUGUGACCAAGCGAACGGACAACGAAACGGUCACUUGGCUAACUUCUGUGAUACAUAAUAAUACUCUCAGCCUAGUUUGAUGUGAAAUGUGUGAAGGCCAAUGAACAGAAGUGGACAGAUCCAAAGGAUUUAAAGGGUUAUAAUCAAUCUCCCUCUAGCUACGAGGUCCACUUUAAUUGAGUUUAAUAAAACAUGGUUUUUAAAGUUGA